UAAAAUUACAGUGGAAUGUUUUGUGUCCUAUUUUGUAAUUAUAAAAAGAAACAAAGGUUUCAUUGUAGGAAAAUUCUACCAUCUGUCUUUUCUAUCUUAUUUGUUAUUUUCCCUUGUAGCCUAACUGAGUCUCCAUUCAAAGUUCAUUUGGAAAAACUCAGUUUGAGGCAAAAGAAGCUGGAUGAAGACCUGCAAUUAUACCAGACAUCUCUGGAGCUUAAAUUAAAACAUAGCACUGUCCAUGUGGAUGAGUUGUGUCCUCUCAUUGUCCCCAAUCCGGGAGUUGCUGUCAUUCAUGACUAUGCAGAUUGGGUUAAGGAAGCAUCAGGAGACUUAUUGGAACCACAAAUUGUGAAGCACUGGAGCCUAACAUGGACAUUAUGUGAAGCUCUAUGGGGCCACCUGAAGGAGCUUGACAGCCAGCUGGAUGAGCCCACUGAAUACAUUCAGAUUCUGGAGCGAAGAAGAGCUUUCUCUCGCUGGCUAUCCCAUACUGCUGCACCUCAAAUUGAGGAGGAAGUCUCCUUAACCCGAAAAGACAACCCUGUGGAGGCUGUCUUCAGCUACCUCACGGGCAAGAGGAUCAGUGAGGCCUGCUCCCUGGCCCAGCAGUCAGGUGAUCAUCGUCUUGCCCUUCUUUUAUCCCAGUUGGUUGGCAGCCAGUCGGUCCGGGAGCUGCUUACUAUGCAGCUGGUAGAUUGGCAUCAGCUCCAGGCUGACUGUUUCAUCCAGGAGGAGAGACUGCGCAUCUUUGCCCUCUUGGCUGGAAAACCGGUAUGGCACCUCUCAGAGCAGAAGCAAAUCAAUGUGUGCUCACAGUUGGAUUGGAAACGGUCCCUGGCUGUUCAUCUUUGGUAUUUGCUCCCACCAACAGCCUCCAUUUCCAAGGCACUCAGCAUGUAUGAAGAAGCAUUUCAGAAUACCUCUGAGGGUGACAGAUAUGCCUGCUGCCCACUUCCCUCAUACCUGGAGGACUCUGGCUUUGUGGUAGAGGAGGAGCAAGACUCACAGAGACCUCUUCAAGAUGUCUGCUUUCACCUUCUAAAACUCUAUAGUGACAGACAUUAUGAUCUCAACCAGCUGCUGGAGCCUCGAAGCGUAACAGCAGAUCCUUUGGACUACCGCCUAAGCUGGCACUUGUGGGAGGUGCUGCGGGCUCUUAACUACACCCAUCUCUCAGAGCAGUGUGAGGGUGUGCUGCAGGCCAGUUAUGCUGGCCAGCUGGAAAGUGAGGGGCUCUGGGAGUGGGCCAUCUUUGUCCUCCUGCACAUUGACAACUCAAGCAUGCGUGAGAAGGCUGUUCGAGAGCUGCUUACGCGGCACUGCCAACUGUUGGAGACCCCUGAAUCUUGGGCUAAGGAGAUUUUCCUGACCGAGAAGCUUUGUGUGCCUGCUGAGUGGAUUCAUGAGGCCAAAGCAGUGCGAGCACACAUGGAAUCCGACAGGCACUUGGAGGCCCUCUAUUUAUUUAAAGCGGGGCACUGGAACCGCUGCCACAAACUCGUCAUCCAACAUUUAGCUUCUGAUGCCAUUAUUAACGAGAACUAUGACUACCUGAAGGGGUUCUUGGAAGACCUGGCACCCCCGGAGCGCAGCAGCCUAAUCCAGGACUGGGAAACAUCUGGGCUUGUUUACCUGGACUACAUUCGGGUCAUUGAAAUGCUCCAUCAUAUACAGCAGGUGGAUUGCUCAGGUUAUGAGCUAGAGCAGUUACAUACCAAAGUGACCUCACUGUGCAACCGGAUAGAGCAGAUCCAGUGUUACAAUGCCAAGGAUCGCCUGGCUCAGUCAGACAUGGCCAAACGUGUAGCCAACCUGCUGCGGGUGGUACUGAGCCUUCAGCAUGCCCCUGAUGCAACCUCCGACUCAACGCCAGACCCUCAGCGAGUCCCUUUGCGCCUGUUGGCUCCCCACAUUGGCCGGCUCCCCAUGCCUGAGGACUAUGCCUUGGAGGAACUGCGCAGUCUCACACAGUCCUACCUGCGUGAGCUGACUGUUGGGAGCCAGUGAGCCCCAGGCUCCCCGCACCACACUCACAUGCCAAUUCACACUCACUACGCAGAGGUCCCCUACAUUGAGUUGAUUGGCACCAUUUGCCAUUCUCUGGGCUGGCCAUGGAAUCCACCCUCCCUUCCUGCUGCCCAAGCAGCAACCUCCAGUUGUUCACAGAUUUCUUAAUACUAAACACAGCAUAAGGGCUUUUGGAACCCCAAAAAAAGGAUCCAAGUCUCUUUUUUACCAUCCUCAAGACUAUUCUUUUUUUUUUUUUUUUUUUUUUUUUUUCCCUUUCUUUGUUUAAAUGGUCAGUAAAAAGCAUCGGUAAAGCACCUUUGGCAGAAUUCCCCCACUCCCUAAGAACCAGGGAGUGCUUUUUCUCCCUCAGCCAUUCUGGAUCUUGUGACUCUCGAUGCCAAACUGCUACCCUACUCCUGCCCUUUUAUACUAGGACUCUUUAGCAGGAGUGGGACAGGUGAUGGGACAAAUGUGUUGACCUAGGACUGUCCUCCCUUAACAAGUGAACUAUCCACAGAAGAAAGGAGAAUCUGUCUCUGAAGUAGGUUGUUGAUUAACACUGACUUUUGGAGUCAGAAGAGGGUUGGACUGAAUUAGGAAGCAGAACAGGGUCUUUCUGACCCAUUUAGGGUAGAAGUGAGUGCCUGCCAUGGAGGGAUGGGGCUUCAGGGCUUGAUUGUUCUUCCUGCCUUGAAUGUUCUGUGAACACCAAACCUUCCCUGUGCAGGAGCUCUUGGUCACAGAUCACACAUCUCUGGGAAACUCCCAGAACUCAGUUUGGUGCCUGAUUUUCAGUCAUCUUGCUAGGCCUCCUGUCUGGAUUUGCCUGAAGAGUUUGGAUGAAACAUGGCAGGUUAGGUAGCCCUUCCUGUCCCUCCCACUCUAGCCCAGAGCAUUUCCCACCCUCCAUUUACAGUCCCAGAAGGUGAAACCAUCACUGAGGCAGGCAAGGAUCUGGGCUUCAGGGGGAGGCAGGGGGCUUUUGCUACACUGCUGCCCAUAGCUGUGGGGAGCCCCAGGUAAUGGUCUGAGACUGCUGGUGUGAGGGCUGCCACAGACAACAUGGCCAUGCCUCCCUGGGUCUUUAUGCAUGAAGAUUACGGAAAGGGUUUUAUUAAAAAGUAUACAUACAUAUAUAUAUAUAUAUAUGUAUAUGUAUAUAUAUAUAUAUAUAUAUAUAUAAAUGACCGAGAUUAUUUUCCUCUUU
Messenger RNA from Physeter macrocephalus (sperm whale), 3220 nucleotides. Its product is annotated as nucleoporin 98 and 96 precursor. The record is from RefSeq and is a predicted model, not a curated record. The coding region runs from base 16 to 2010 and encodes 664 amino acids. The transcript is spliced from 10 exons. Lineage: Eukaryota; Metazoa; Chordata; Mammalia; Artiodactyla; Physeteridae.